CAUAGGAUCAAAAGAGUUAACUAUGGCAAAGCAGUCAUCUGAGCUGGCCAUUGAAGAACUGAAGAAGCUUCUCAGAGAGAAGGAGGAACUUGAUGGGGUUGCAGCGCCAAAAAUUGAGGAGCUUAUAGCUGAGUUAAAAGGAUGUAAUGUGUGUCCAUUUGAGCCUCCAGUACAGAGAAUCAUAGACGGAUUCACUUACUUCAAGCGCAACAAUUUCGACAAGAACCCCGAUCUGUACGCAGAACUUGCUAAGGGACAAAGCCCUGAGUAUCUGAUAUUUGCUUGCUCUGACUCUCGAGUGAGUCCCACUACAAUCCUGAACUUCCAACCUGGGGAUGCUUUCAUGGUCCGCAACAUUGCAAACAUGGUUCCUCCAUUUAAUCAGCUAAGGUACAGUGGAGUUGGUGCCGCCAUUGAGUAUGCUAUCACGGCUCUUAAGGUGCCAAAUAUUCUGGUAAUUGGACACAGUCGCUGCGGCGGAAUAAAAAGGCUUAUGAGUUACCCAGAAGAUGGUUCUGCUCCCUAUGACUUCAUAGAUGAUUGGGUGAAAAUUGGUUUGCCUGCCAAACUCAAGGUCCUGAAAGAAUAUGAUGGCUAUGAUUUCGAUGAACAGUGCAAAUUCUGUGAAAAGGAGUCGGUGAAUAACUCGUUAGUGAAUUUGAGGACAUAUCCAUAUGUUGAAAGUGGAAUAAGGAACAACAGCAUAGCACUGUUCGGGGGUUACUAUGAUUUUGUGAAGGGAGAAUUCCAGCUUUGGAAGUUCGAGUCUCACAUCACUAAACCCAUUACCAUCCCUCUCUGUGACCAUGAGUAA
Molecule: messenger RNA, 814 nt
Organism: Abrus precatorius (Indian licorice)
Lineage: Eukaryota; Viridiplantae; Streptophyta; Magnoliopsida; Fabales; Fabaceae
Product: carbonic anhydrase 2-like
Exons: 9
Coding region: 23-814 (263 amino acids)
Biological process (GO): carbon utilization
Molecular function (GO): carbonate dehydratase activity; zinc ion binding
Source: RefSeq, a predicted model, not a curated record